CGAGGAGGGGCGAGAGCGGCCGCCCCCCGUCCCCUCCCAUUCGGGCGCGCGCUCGCCGCGGCGGCGGCGGCUCCCGGCGAUGCGGUGAGAGGGAGGCGCCGCCGCGCUCUGUGAGGGGCCGCCGGGAGCCUCCCGCGCCAGACAAGGAUUAUUCAGCUUUACUGAAGAAGUAACCCGAGGUAGGAAUCCUUCAGAGCCAAUUUGGCAGAGGCACAUGCAGAUACUUGAGGAACACACAGGAUCCUGGACUUGCAGUGAAUGGAGGAGGACACUUCUUGCUAAAGAUUUAACUUGUCUAAAGAUAUCAAGUGUUUUGGAGAAGGUGGCUGGAGCAGCAUCACCAUGUUUCGAAACAGCCUCAAGAUGCUUCUGACAGGAGGGAAGUCCAACCGCAAGAACAGGUCCAGUGAUGGAGGGAACGAGGAGCCACCAGACCGAAGACAGGCAAGUGUAGACUCCCGUCAGAGCCGAGCUGGGCAAGGCACCUCCACAGAGAACGACUGUGCUUUUGAACCCGACUACGCCAUCGCGCCGCUCGCAGUGACCGAAGGUAUGCAGCACAUUCGGAUAAUGGAGGGCAUGUCCCGCUCCCUUCCAUCCUCCCCCUUACUCACACAUCAGUCUAUCAGUGUUCGGCUCCAACCUGUGAAGAAGUUAACUGCCCCUCUGAGGAAAGCAAAGUUUGUUGAGAGCCCUCGAAUCCCAGAGUCCGAGCUUGGCUCCCCAACCCUGUCUGCCCAGAAGCUGGACGUUGAUGCCUUCUGCCCUGGUGAUACUGAGCAGGAGCUGGGACCCCCUCCAUCCGUAGAUGAGGCAGCGAACACACUCAUGACUCGCCUGGGCUUCCUCCUCGGAGAGAAAGUCACGGAGGUUCAGCCAGGGCCCCAGUACAGCAUGGAGGUGCAGGACGAGAACCAGAGCUCAGCGGUGACGCAGCGCAUCAGCCCCUGCUCCACCCUGACCAGCAGCACGGCCUCGCCACCAGCCAGCAGCCCCUGCUCCACCCUGCCCCCUGUCAGUGCCACUGUCACAGCCAAGGACUGCACCUAUGGGGCUGUCACCAGCCCCACAUCCACGCUGGAGAGCAGAGACAGCGGCAUCAUCGCCACAUUGACAAGUUACUCUGAGAAUGUGGAACGUACGAAAUACGGAGGGGAAAGCAGUAAGGAACUUGGAUCUGGGGGAAACCUGAAGCAGUGGCAAUCCCAGAAAUCCAGCAUGGACUCGUGCCUGUACCGUGUGGAUGAGAACAUGUCAGCCUCCACCUACAGCCUGAACAAAAUCCCCGAGAGGAACCUGGAGACAGUCCUGUCCCAGUCAGUGCAGUCAAUUCCUCUGUACCUUAUGCCACGGCCAAAUUCAGUAGCAGCCACCAGCUCAGCCCACCUGGAGGAUCUGGCUUACCUGGACGAGCAGAGGCACACUCCCCUGCGCACCUCGCUGCGCAUGCCGCGGCAGAGCGUGGCCAGCGCCCGGGCACAGCAGGACCUGCGAGUGCGCUUCGCGCCCUACAGACCCCCCGACAUCUCCCUGAAGCCGCUGCUCUUCGAGGUGCCCAGCAUCACCACGGAGUCCGUGUUCGUGGGCCGGGACUGGGUGUUCCACGAGAUCGACGCGCAGCUGCAGAGCUCCAACGCCAGCGUCAACCGCGGCGUCGUCAUCGUCGGCAACAUCGGCUUCGGCAAAACCGCCAUCAUCUCCAGGCUGGUGGCGCUCAGCUGCCACGGCACCAGGAUGAGGCAGAUCGCUUCAGAUAGCCCCCACGCCUCCCCAAAACAUGUGGAUGCCAACCGGGAGCUGCCCUUGGCACAGCCGCCCUCUGCCCACGCGUCCAUCGCCAGCGGGAGCUGCCCGGGGACGCCCGAGAUGCGGCGGCGCCAGGAGGAGGCCAUGAGGAGACUGGCCUCACAGGUGGUAGCUUACCACUACUGCCAGGCUGACAACGCCUACACCUGCCUGGUGCCCGAGUUUGUGCACAACGUGGCCGCCCUGCUCUGCCGCUCGCCGCAGUUCGUGGCCUACCGGGAGCAGCUGCUGCGCGAGCCGCACCUGCAGAGCCUGCUCAGCCUGCGCUCCUGCGUGCAGGACCCCAUGGCCUCCUUCCGCAGGGGGGUCCUGGAGCCCCUGGAGAGCCUGCACAAAGAGAGGAAGAUCCCUGAUGAAGAUUUCAUUAUAUUAAUUGAUGGUUUAAAUGAGGCUGAAUUUCACAAGCCAGAUUAUGGAGACACCAUAGUAUCGUUCCUGAGCAAAAUGAUUGGAAAAUUCCCUUCCUGGCUGAAGCUGGUUGUGACAGUCAGGACAAGUCUACAGGAAAUAAUUAAGCUGUUGCCCUUCCACAGAAUAUUUUUGGAUAGACUGGAAGAGAAUGAAGCCAUCGACCAGGACCUGCAGGCAUACAUCCUCCACAGGAUACACAGCAGCUCGGAGAUCCAGAACAACAUCUCGCUCAACGGCAAAAUGGACAACACUACCUUUGGCAAACUCAGCUCUCACCUCAAGACCUUGAGCCAAGGGUCCUACCUGUACCUGAAACUGACUUUUGAUCUCAUAGAGAAAGGAUACCUAGUUCUAAAAAGCUCCAGCUACAAAGUGGUCCCAGUGUCCCUGUCCGAAGUGUACCUGUUGCAGUGCAAUAUGAAGUUCCCAACACAGUCUUCCUUUGAUCGGGUCAUGCCUCUCUUGAACGUAGCAGUGGCUUCUCUGCACCCAUUAACAGAUGAACAUAUUUUUCAGGCCAUUAAUGCAGGUAACAUUGAGGGCACUUUGGAGUGGGAGGACUUUCAGCAGAGGAUGGAGAACCUUUCUAUGUUUCUUAUCAAACGUAGAGACAUGACGCGAAUGUUUGUUCAUCCCUCUUUCCGAGAAUGGCUUAUUUGGAGAGAAGAAGGUGAAAAAACCAAGUUUCUUUGUGAUCCAAGGAGUGGCCACACACUCCUUGCCUUCUGGUUUUCUCGACAAGAAGGAAAAUUAAACAGGCAGCAGACCAUUGAACUGGGACAUCACAUUCUCAAAGCCCAUAUUUUUAAGGGUCUGAGUAAAAAAGUUGGGGUAUCUUCCUCCAUCCUGCAAGGGCUUUGGAUCUCCUACAGUACUGAAGGUCUUUCAAUGGCAUUGGCAUCUCUGAGAAAUCUCUACACCCCAAACAUAAAGGUCAGCCGGUUGCUGAUUUUAGGAGGCGCAAAUGUGAAUUACCGGACGGAGGUUCUGAACAACGCCCCCGUUUUGUGUGUCCAGUCUCACCUGGGCUAUGCAGAGAUGGUGGCCUUGCUCUUGGAGUUUGGGGCCAAUGUUGAUGCAGCUUCUGAGAGCGGCCUGACCCCGCUGGGCUACGCGGCCGCCGCCGGGUUCCUGAGCAUCGUGGUGCUGCUGUGCAAGAAACGGGCCAAGGUGGAUCAUUUGGACAAAAACGGGCAGUGUGCCCUGGUCCAUGCUGCUCUCAGGGGACACUUGGAGGUGGUGAAGUUCUUGAUCCAGUGUGACUGGAGCAUGGCUGGCCAGCAGCAGGGAGUGUUCAAGAAGAGCCACGCAAUCCAGCAGGCCCUGAUUGCUGCUGCCAGCAUGGGCUACACCGAGAUCGUCUCCUACCUGCUCGAUCUUCCAGAAAAAGAUGAAGAGGAGGUGGAGAGAGCACAGAUCAACAGCUUUGACAGCCUCUGGGGAGAGACAGCUCUGACGGCGGCGGCGGGGCGCGGGAAGCUGGAGGUGUGCAGGCUGCUCCUGGAGCAGGGCGCCGCCGUGGCGCAGCCCAACCGCCGCGGGGUCGUGCCGCUCUUCAGCGCCGUCAGACAGGGACACUGGCAGAUCGUGGAUCUCCUGCUCACGCACGGCGCUGACGUGAACAUGGCAGACAAGCAGGGCCGGACGCCGCUGAUGAUGGCCGCGUCCGAGGGACACCUGGGCACUGUGGAGUUCCUGCUUGCACAAGGUGCCUCCAUUUCUCUGAUGGACAAAGAGGGCUUGACAGCCCUCAGCUGGGCCUGCCUGAAGGGUCACCUGCCCGUGGUGCGUUCCCUGGUGGAGAACGGAGCUGCCACGGACCACGCGGACAAGAACGGCCGCACGCCGCUGGACCUGGCGGCGUUCUACGGCGACGCUGAGGUGGUUCAGUUCCUGGUGGACCAUGGGGCCAUGAUCGAGCACGUCGACUACAGUGGGAUGCGGCCCCUCGACAGAGCAGUGGGCUGCCGCAACACCUCGGUGGUCGUCACCCUCCUGAAGAAAGGAGCAAAGAUAGGUCCAGCAACUUGGGCAAUGGCAACCUCCAAACCAGACAUCAUGAUCAUCCUGUUGAGCAAGCUGAUGGAGGAGGGAGACAUGUUUUAUAAGAAAGGUAAAGUGAAAGAAGCUGCCCAGCGCUACCAGUAUGCUCUGAAAAAAUUCCCCAGAGAAGGGUUUGGAGAGGACCUGAAAACCUUCCGUGAGCUGAAGGUGUCGCUGCUGCUCAACCUGUCCCGGUGUCGAAGGAAAAUGAAUGAUUUUGGAAUGGCCGAGGAAUUUGCCACUAAAGCACUGGAGCUGAAACCGAAGUCUUACGAAGCUUACUAUGCAAGAGCAAGGGCCAAACGCAGCAGCAGGCAGUUUUCAGCAGCCCUGGAGGACCUGAACGAGGCCAUCAAGUUGUGUCCUAACAACCGUGAGAUCCAGCGGCUGCUGAUGCGGGUGGAGGAGGAGUGCAGGCAGGUGCAGCAGCAGCAGCAGCAGCAGCAACAACAGCAACAGCAGCAGCAGCAGCAACAGCAGCAGCAGCAACAGCAGCAGCCAUCACCUCCACUCCCAGUGGAGCCAGAACCCGAAGCCCAGCAUGAAGAGCUGUAUUCUGUGCAAGAUAUCUUUGAGGAGGAAUACCUCGAGCAGGAUGUAGAAAAUAUUUCCAUUGGCUUACAGACAGAGUCCAGGCCAAACCAAGGGCUGCCCAUCAUCCAGAGCCCACCCCCAUCUCCAGCUCACAGGGACUCAGCCUAUAUUUCUGGCUCACCUCUUGGCUCUCACCAGGUCUUUGAUUUCAGGUCCAACAGCUCUGUGGGUUCACCGACCAGGCAGGGAUACCAGUCCACAUCUCCUGCUCUAUCUCCAACGCACCAAAACUCACAUUACAGACCCAGUCCUCCACACACGUCCCCAGCUCACCAGGGCUCCACUUACCGCUUCAGCCCCCCUCCCGUGGGGAGCCAGGGCAAGGAGUACCAGAGCCCUCCGCCGUCUCCCCUUCGCAGAGGCCCCCAGUACCGCGCCAGUCCCCCCGCGGAGAGCAUGAGCGUGUACCGCUCGCAGUCCGGCUCCCCGGUGCGCUACCAGCCGGAGCCCAGCGCCGUCUCCCAGCUCCCCGGCAGGCCCAAGUCUCCGCUCUCCAAGAUGACGCAGAGAUCCUUCCAGAUGCCCCAGCUCCCCGUGGCCGUGCCGCAGCCAGGGCUGAGGCUGCAGCCGGCCAAGGCACAGAUCGUGAGGAGCAAUCAGCCCAGCUCUGCCGUCCAUUCCAGUACUGUCAUCCCAACUGGUGCCUACAGCCAGGUUGCCCACUCGAUGGCCAGCAAGUACCAGUCAUCAUCAGGGGACAUGGGGGUCAGCCAGAGCCGCCUGGUCUACCAGGGCUCCAUCGGGGGCAUCGUGGGUGACAGCAGGCCCGUGCAGCAUGUGCAGGCCAGUCUCAGCGCCGGAGCCAUCUGUCAGCAUGGAGGGCUGGCCAAAGAAGACCUUCCACAGAGACCAUCCUCGGCUUACAGAGGGGGGAUGAGAUACAGCCAGACCCCUCAGAUCGGGCGAAGCCAGUCCGCCUCCUACUAUCCGGUGUGCCACUCAAAGCUUGACCUGGAGCGUUCUUCCCUCCCCGCCAACCAGCUGGGCUCUCCAGAUGUGUCUCACCUCAUAAGGAGGCCCAUCACAGUCAAUCCCAGCGAAAUCAAGCCUCACCCACCGACUCCAAGGCCUCUGCUCCACUCUCAGAGCGUUGGCCUCCGCUUCUCCCCUUCCAGCAAUAGCAUCUCCUCCACCUCCAACCUGACUCCCAACUUUCGGCCCUCUGCCUCGAUUCAGCAAAUGGAGAUUCCCCUCAAGCCAGCCUAUGACAGAUCGUGCGAUGAGCUGUCUCCAGUCUCGCCCACGCAGGGGGGCUACCCCAGCGAGCCAGCCCGCUCCCGGACCACGCCCUUCAUGGGGAUCAUAGAUAAAACUGCUCGGACUCAGCAGUACCCCCACCUCCAUCAGCAGAACCGGACCUGGGCCGUGUCUUCAGUGGACACUGUCAUUAGUCCUACGUCUCCUGGCAAUCUGCCCCAGCCGGAAUCCUUUAGCCCACCCUCUUCAAUCAGCAACAUUGCCUUUUAUAACAAAACCAACAAUGCACAGAAUGGCCAUUUGCUAGAGGAAGACUAUUACAGCCCCCAUGGGAUGCUGGCCAAUGGGUCCCGGGGAGACCUCCUGGAGAGAGUCACCCAAGCCUCCUCAUACCCCGACGUCAAGGUGGCAAGGACGCUGCCCGUGGCGCAGGCCUACCAGGAUAACCUGUACAGGCAGCUCUCCAGGGACUCCAGGCAAGGGCAGACGUCCCCAAUCAAACCAAAGAGACCAUUUGUGGAGUCUAAUGUGUGAAAGACACUUGUUGGAGUGAGACCCUCAUGUUUUCAGCACACACUUCCAAGCUUGAUUUCCAUGCAUACUAUUAUAAUUAUUAUUAUUACUAUUAUUAUUUUUAUUUCUCUUUGAUAGCUACAUGAUCAAGUUUCUCCGGUACUUUAUGUGGUGGUCAGACAGCCAUGCACGUGCUCCAGCCCUUUUGUUCCCCAGCUGACUGUGAAGCCAACAUCAGCCGAGCCAGUAUCAUUUGCCCAAUUCCAGCAAAGUUCCAACCAGGAUAUCUUAGUCCAUGGUGUGGGGUGGUCCAGAGAUAUCCCUACGCAGCAGGAGGUAACCAGCUCUUUUUCAAGAGACAAUUGCCUUGGAUUUAAAUUGGUUUCUUUUGUCUCAGUGAUCUCUUACUCAACUCGGAUGGGAAUUCCUAGGGAAUUCCACAGGAGCCUUUCCCAAGGCUGCAUCCACAGGCCCCCAUGCCAGCCAGGCUGUUUGGCUCUUUGCCCCAAAGAGCAGAUUACCCUCAGUGAUGUGAUUUAGCACCAGUAGCUAUGCACAGCACCCACAACACCCAUUCUGAUUCUGCUGGCUUACAGUGCUCUCCUUCCUUACUUAACUUGUCACUGGCCAGAAGGGUGGGGAUCACACAGCACUUUGCUGCUUUCCAAGUACCUACCAGGUGCCCUCACACUGAUUUCUUUGCUCUGGGGCAUUUUACAAGCAUUGAGGGUGUAAGGUUGGCCCUUUGUUCAGUGUUUUAAUCAGCCAAGGGAAUUGGCCAGGAACCUCUUGUGCAUGAACUGGGGUUGCACUAACUUCUUCACACUGUUGGCAGACUUCACCUCACCCAGGGCAUUUGCACGGGGCAAGUCAGUGUUGGGGACUUCAUGUGGGAAGGGAUUUAUUACUUGCAAGGAAGAGCAAAAAUCUGACUUAGGAAAUGGUAUUCAAAGAGGAAAAUUGCAAUUCUUAAUUUUUUUUUUUUUUUUUUUUUUUUUUUUUUUUUUUUUUUUUUUUUUUUUUUUACAUUUUUUUAUGAUGAGGAUGCAGAACAUGGCAUGAUGGUCCCAAAAGAGGAAGGGUCCUUCUGCAGUCCCAGGCCUGCAGCAUCCCUUCCCUCUGGCUCAGUCCUACCAGGGAGCAGGUGCUGUAGCAAGGGCUGUGCUCCUUUAAGAUUCUCUGUUCCUGAAAUCCUGGAAAGGGACACCGUGUUUGGUAUCUGUACAUGGUAGAAACCAUGUGUUGCUUUUUGAGAAGCUGUAGUUCAGAGAGACCUAUUUAUAAUUUAUUUAUGUUAUCUAUUUCAGGACAUUUUCCAGUUCAGGUUGGGUUUUUUCUAUUAUUUUCAGUUUUGUAAUCAAAUGCAAGUCACAUCAAGACAACAUGAAAAGCAGGGGCUGGUUCCAGAAUCCUUUUUAGAGGAUUUCCAAGAAUUUUUUCAAUUAGUUGCUGAAAAUUUCUUUGGAGGUGGAGGGAAGAACUUCCUUUACCGAUUCCUUUAUUCCUGGUGGGUUUGUAAUCUGCCUUUUCCGUUCUGAGGGUGAAGGGUGGGAUGAUGGGAGGGAGAGUGAUAACGUUGUAGCUUGUUUUAAAGCAAACUAGUGCCUGUUGCCCAAUGCCAGACCUCACUCAGAUCAGCUCUGGGGAGCGGUUCAGUGCUGAGCAGGGAGAGAUACCUCCAAAGGGCUACUGAGAAUCGAUUGCAAGACUUCUUGAACCAAAUCACGGGCUCCAACCUCUGCUGGUGUGAGUGAGCAUAUCCCAGCAACAAUCACUGCAGCUGCACCCUUUCACACCAGCUCAGGGCAGGCUCUGGAACUCUUUAAGCAAACCCUGGCUUUGAUGGGGCAUUUUUUUUUCCUCCUGUGUGUGGCUCAGCACAUCUCAUUGCUGUUUCAUUGCCUGACUUGCUCAGAGCAAGCUGGGACGUGCACACCUUGGGCCAGGGGAGGCUUGUGUCUCACAGACACACGGGGAGCAUUUGGAAGGGGGGGUUCCUCUAUGAGUUUUGGCAGUUUUGGGGCACCCCAGGGGCCAUUUGGUCUUUGUCAAAGCCAGUAUUUGGAUUGAGGUUGGUGUUUUCUUCCUUGAGGUGCAACCCAGUGCUGACUCUGCUUUAUCCCAGGGCUCUGUAGAAUGGGGGGCUGGCUGGGAUGGGGUGGCUACCCCGUGGGGACACCCAGGUCUGUGCAUGGUUUCUCUCCUUGCAAAUGGGGUGUGAUGGUUUUCUUUCUUCCUCUCAUUUCUGAAAUGACAUGCUCUUUAUUGUAAGGAAUAACUGAUUUCUCCUCCACAUCCCACAUGCCCAUAGCUGGGAGACGUAUCCUGGGUCUGGAUCAGCAUCAGUCACUUUGCUUAAGUGCCUCCCAUCCUCCAGCUUUCUGCCUCAGUGAGUGGUUUCCUACCUUGAGUUGCUUCUUUGAAAGGUAAAAGUAACCCAGUCCAGCCCUGUCCCUGUGUUACCCACGGGUGCUCCUCUCCCCUGCCACGCCAGCAGGGUGGCCCAGGGGCUGUGACAGAACUGCCCAAGCUCUGCUUUCACCACUCACCACCUUGUGCUCCCAGUCCUGUCCUUCAGAACAUCCCCCCACAGCCCUCCUGUGUGUAACUCCCCAGUUUCUGAAGAUGUUUUAAGGGAAAAGAAAACAGCUCACGCUCUUAACACAACCACAAAGCUGAAGACGGCUUGAAACACUGCAGCAUGCAGGUUUUUUCACAAUUCCACGUGUUAGGUUUUCCACAGGAUUCUUGCACUAAUGGUUUUCCAUCUGUUCUCUCUGUAAAUGGGUGCACUUUACUGUUUGAAUUUGUUACUAUGAUAAAUACUGGAUAUUUAAGCGUGAGUAGUGUCUUCAUUAGAAAAAUAGCAAAACAGCUCAAGUCUCUUAGUGUAUUUUUCAAAAAGAAAAAAGAAGAGCAAAGAAACGAAGCAAUGAAUCAUAACAUUUAUAGCACAAGAACUGACUCCUGUAUAUAAGCAUCAACAGAUUGAGUAAUUUUUGAAUACAAAAUUAUUUGCAGUGGUUUUAAAGCACUUCCCUGGCAAUUCUCUUAGGGACAGUUGAGGCAGGAUGGCUGCUGUGGUCACCAGGUGGGUAAGAAGCACAUUUCUUCCUGGAAGAGCUGUUCUUGCUCAGUCCCCUGUCUUCAAAGUCAUGAUUUGGUCUUUGCAUGAGGAGAAGCAGAGGUCAUUCUGUGUUGUGCUGGCAUGGCCCCAUUGUGCUUGGGGAGCACAAGGUCAGAUCUCACCCUGAGGGCCCCUCAUCCUCUACUCUUGGAUCUGGGUGUGACAAGAUCAGGCCACACUGUGGGAUCACGCUCCGUUUCAGACAUUCAGCUAUCCUGUAUGUCUGUGCUAUGUAUUUAAUUACUUUUUCAGUAAUUAAGAUGCAGGUCAAUGCUGCCAGCUGGUGCCUUCAUGCCCUCCUGACUGCAGUAGUACCACUGGCAAGCCCCAUCUUUGAGCAAGCAGGAUUUUGGGUUCACCGAGAAAAGCAGGUUCUUGAUGACAUUGAAACUCCAGUUUUCAUUCUUGGGGUACAUGCAGAAGGCAGUGCCAAAAGUGAUGCUGAAGCUGACCCCUUUCUUCAGCCAACCUUCCCACCAGGUGUCUCUCAUCCUCACCUGUGGCUGCUCUGAGACCCAGGUGUGCUACCACAGAGCUGGAAUCUUCUCUCCCAGCAUCAGGUGUUGGAGUCUGCCCCAUCCCUCAGUGGGGGUUCAUUGGCUCUUGCUUUUCUCCCAGGUCAGGAGGAUGCUGUGGUCCCAGGGGAGUGGAUACCCACAGGGUGGGGGGCUCUGCAGGGCCCCACCAGCCAGGCUGGGAGUGGCAUCAGAGGGCUUUGGACAUAGUCUUGAGUGGGCAUCAAAGUGCUUAGGAAAAGGAGGGUUUUACAAAGACAGAUCCUUUGAGAUCCAUCUCUGAAGGAGGUACAGCCUGAGCUGCCUUCUCUGUGUCACUGUUUGGGAGGACUGUGAUGGUUCUAACAAUCUGAAACGUGUGUCUGUCCAUCUGUCUGUCUGCUGUGGCACCAAUGCCCACUCAGUCUGUCUGAGCACUGAACUUUUUGGUUCUUUUUCUUUAACCUGGCUGUGAAGAAAACCGUGUGGCUGGUGUGAAUGUGUGAGCAUGCGUGUGCCGAACACCGGAGUCGUGCUGGGAUUAGGUCUGGAACCAGGGCGGGCAGCAAACGGGGAGCGGUUCAGUCUGCUUUACAAAGGUUGCUGUAUAUUCAGGGUUACCCAGGAGAAGUCUAGCUAAAACCGAAGUGCCAGCUCUGCCUUAUCUAGAGAACCAAGCAAGCCAGCGUGCCUGCUCGCCCGCGGGGGUCCAUAGUGCGCUGCCGCGAGCUCCUUGGUGGUUGUACUGUGCUGUACUCUUGGGAAUUCAAGGUAACUCUCCUGCUGGUUUAUCAGCCUUUACCCAAGGGCUUAGGGAAAGAGCUGCUGUACCUGCUGGGACCUCUGCAAAUCAAAGCCUUCACCCCAUGCCGGCUGCACUUCGCAGGCUGGUGGAGGGUGUGUUGGACACAAAGCACAAUGGUUGAAAGUGAAUCUGCGUUUUUUUCAGCUUUAUGUGAAUAAUUGCUGGAUUUUCAUUCAAUCAAACUCUUUUUUCUAAUAUAAACCACUAAGGGCUCAAUUCUUUAGCAAGAUGCGUUCGUGUCCAACUCUUGACUCAACAGCUGGAUCUCACCAAACCGGUACAGACCGACCCAAGAGGUCACAGCGAGCGCGGCCGUCAUGGGGAAAGCCAACAGACACCCAACCACCAGCUGUGUCCUUCCUCCUGCUCCUUUUCUAGCUGUCACGGUACUGGGGAGUCAGCAGCCAGGUCCCAUCUGAUGGGAUCACAUCCUGUGGUUGUGAAAACAGAGGGCUGCUUUGCUAAAAGACUUUGUCCCUUUGGGUGAUGCUGUCCAGGGACGGCGGUGGGGAGGCAAGUCAGGGUGGGAAUGGGUAGGUGGGAAAGCCUCGUGCCCUUAGAGCUGGGUCCCCACAGGUCUGCCUCGCUGUGCACUGCUCAGCCAGCCACUGAGAGCAGCGCUGUGUGCUACAUAAAGUCCAUUGUGUUGCUCCACUGAUAAGCCAGAGACUCGUGUGGACUCUGCCAGUACUGCCGGGCUCAUCUCUGUCCAGCCUUUUCUUUGCCAUAGUGUUGCAUUCAGCGUUCCAUCUCCUUUCUGUCUUCACAUCUGAGAGGAUCUGAGUUGGGUACAAACACGUCCACUACACCUGCCUUGUGCUUUGUACAACUGCCUGGUUGCCAUCCUCUGAGACACUUGCUGGGAAGAUCUUUAAGACACUUAAAUUUUCCUUUAGCUUUUCUAUAAUUCAGAUGUAAAGGACUUUCUCUCUGUACAGUAUAUUAUCCAAUGCAUGUUCUGUUCUCUCUGAUAUAUUGAACACCACACAGUUGUGAUAUUGUGCAGUGGGAAGAGCAGCCCCUGCCAACAGCAGAGGCCUUCGCCUCUCAUCUCUAAGGAAAGAAGAAAACAUAUUUUUUCCUUUGCUGUAUUUGCUUGAGCAGAGUUUUCUUGUCUGUACAUGUGAGCUGUGAGAUAGAUGUGAAAAGUUCAAAAGAAUGCAUUUCCCCCCCCAAUGUAUACAGAUUGUAAUCUGUACAAUGAAAACUGUAUGUAUGAAAAAAUGUACCUAUUUAUAAAUGGUUAACACUUGGAAA
Haemorhous mexicanus (house finch) is the source of this 12247-nucleotide messenger RNA. RefSeq names its product tetratricopeptide repeat, ankyrin repeat and coiled-coil containing 2 (gene TANC2). Bases 343 to 6585 code for a protein of 2080 amino acids. The transcript is spliced from 29 exons. Gene Ontology annotation, cellular component: dendritic spine. Gene Ontology annotation, biological process: regulation of dendritic spine morphogenesis. NCBI's taxonomy places the organism in Eukaryota, Metazoa, Chordata, Aves, Passeriformes, Fringillidae. The record is from RefSeq and is a predicted model, not a curated record. Gene Ontology annotation, molecular function: protein binding.